Messenger RNA from Dendronephthya gigantea, 2127 nucleotides. Its product is annotated as deleted in malignant brain tumors 1 protein-like. NCBI's taxonomy places the organism in Eukaryota, Metazoa, Cnidaria, Anthozoa, Malacalcyonacea, Nephtheidae. The record is from RefSeq and is a predicted model, not a curated record. Bases 460 to 2127 code for a protein of 555 amino acids. Gene Ontology annotation, cellular component: membrane. The transcript has 9 exons.
GUCAAGAACUAUGCUAACAGAAGAGUUUCAGAUUGCAAAAAAGAUAUUCUCGUUCUAUGGGACAAUUAUAAUUUUCUUGGCUUAAAUCCGCACGUGAAAAGAUUUUUGAAGAAUUUUAUCAGAAAUAAGAAACUGGGCGUGGAGGAACAUGGAACCCAUCUUGGUUUCAUUAGUGUCACAAGCUACAACACAGGAAGAAAAUUAUUUAAAGUAGGGGAACUUAGGAAUAAAACUGAAUUGAUAAAGUGGUUGGAUAGUUUUGAAAAUAGCACUGAUCCGAGCAGAAAUACGACCAUCAUAAGAAAAUCAUAUGAAAUCGAGCACGUAACUGAUGUGUUCAACAACGGCAGCAUCAACAAAACUUCCCGUCCUAACGUGGACGACGUCAUUUUGUUGCUAUUAUUGAGCAACGGAACGGACGCUAGGGUGGAAAAUCAAAGCAGAUUUAAGGAUGAGUUUAUGACAACAAUAAAGAAAAAUGUCACUAUUAUUGCCCUGCUUGGAAGCAUUGGAGACGAGAUCAAAGACUUGAAACUUCACAUCAAGCAUCGGUCGUCACCACAGCUAGUCUUUAAUUCAGUACUCUCGGACAAUUUUGACAAUGUUGUGAGUAAAAUUGUCGAUGCUUCGUGCACACAUUCAGGAGGAUGUGGGUGCAUAAGUGAACAGGAGUUCAUUGCAUAUACUAAACCAGGAGCCCUCACUGGAUUGGUUAAUUGGACAAUACCCGACGUCACGUGUUCUGAUUACGAAAGAGGCCAGGUUGAUCCACCUGAUCUCACACCUCCUGCAAAUUUCUCAGUGGGAAAGCACGUGAUUACCUACCCGUACUCGUAUAAACGUGGUGGCAAAGUGGUUCAAUUUAAAUGUUUUGUCAACUUUACUGUUGUUCCCUGUGAAUGUCCAUGUCCCCAAACAGUGGAAGAAUAUGUAGACUAUAGGGGAAGGGCCUUUGUCAGUUGGGUAGAACCUAAACCAAAUUGCCCAACCAUACAAAGUUCAGCUACAUACAGCAACGAGACCCAAUCAUUUGUUAUUGAAUGCCAUGUAACAAUUGUGGUAACUAUAGGUGUAUCAAUCCAGUUAAAAGGGCCUUCAAGUUCAAAUGGUAUUGGUCGUGUGGAGAUAUUCCAUAACGGAAAAUGGGGAACAAUCUGUGACGACCAAUGGGAUAUCAAGGAUGCUAAAGUUGUGUGUCGUCAACUUGGUUAUCAGGAAGCCUUUGCGGCCCUUCAGGGAAAACUUGUUCCUUCUGGUUCAGGGCAGAUAUGGUUAGACAAUGUUCGUUGUUCUGGGAAUGAGAAAAAUCUGGCCAGUUGUUCCCAUAGAGGCUGGGGAGUCCAUGACUGUCAUCAUUUUGAAGAUGCUGGAGUGAACUGCUUUGGUUUUUUAAUCCAGUUAAAAGGGCCUUCAAGUUCAAAUGGUAUUGGUCGUGUGGAGAUAUUCUAUAACGAAACAUGGGGAACAAUCUGUGACGACCAAUGGAAUAUCAAGGAUGCUCAAGUUGUAUGUCGUCAACUUGGUUACAAGAAAGCCCUUGCGGCCCUUCAGGGAUAUCGUGUCCCUUCUGGUUCAGGGCAGAUAUGGUUAGACAAUGUUCGUUGUUCUGGGAACGAGCAAAAUCUGGCCAGUUGCUCCCAUAGAGGCUGGGGAGUCCACAACUGUCGUCAUUCUGAGGAUGCCGGAGUGAACUGCAUUGCAGUUUCAGAUAAAAGUUGCGCACAUUGGUACAAGUCUGGCAGGAGAUUUGAUGGAAUUUACACAAUCAAUCCGGAUGGUAAGAGUUCUUUUCAGGUCUGGUGUGAUAUGACAACCAAUGGAGGAAGAUGGACGGUGAUUCAGAGAAGGAAAGAUGCAAGUGUGGAUUUUUAUCGUGGUUGGUCAGAAUAUAAAAAAGGAUUUGGCACUCUCUCUGGGAAUUUUUGGCUUGGUUUAGACAAAAUACAUCGUUUAACAGAAUCUGGUCAAAACACAUCAAGAAUUAUCCUGAAGUCUGGUGAUGCGAUAGCUUCUGUAAAAUAUUCGAUGUUUUCUGUGAGUCAGGAAUCAGAGGGUUAUAAACUCCACGUUGGUGGAUUUUCCACAGAGGGUAAAUACACAGGUUGCUACUGUCCAGAAAUAACCUAA